UGAAGAGGAGGAGGGUGCGGGGAUGAGUACCGCGCUGCUGACGGAAGCUACGCCAGGGGACAACGGCGUACUUCGUGCUAGGGGACGGCAGAACGAGCCGCCGGGGCCGCAGGAGUUCAUCUUGAGGCGGGCACACUCGUCAUCAGCCGCCCACUACGGAGGAAACUCGGUGACCAGGACCGUUGUCACCUACUUGAAGGGGAUGGUGGGCUCGUACGUUUUGUACCUGCCGCGGAUGUUUGCCCAGGGAGGGAUGAUCUACUCAGCGGGGGCGAUAAUCCUCCUCUCCGUGGCUUCCACGUACAACAUGCUCCUGCUGCUGCGCUGUCGCGAGAGGCUGGUUCGUCGAGGCAUCCCGACGGUGUCCUACGGCGAAGUCGCGCUCGCCGCAGUGGGCAGGGUGGGCUACGUGGCCGUGGAUGUGAGCCUUUUUUUGUCUCAGCUGGGCUACUGCGUGGUGUACCUGAUCUUCGUGCAGCAGAACAUCGGUCCCAGCUUGAGAGAGGCGUUUCCGUCGCAGCCGGCCUGGCUUACCGGCACGAUGGCGCUCAUGGUUAUUCAGGCGUGCAUACAGAUACCUUUGUCGUGGGUGAGACAGCUCAAGUACCUCGGAGCGGGGAUGCUGAUCGCGAACAUUUGCGUUUUCGGAGGGCUGUUGCUAAUCCUUUUCCAGGUGGUGGACCAGUUAAUUGACACCUUCCCUCCAGAAAACGCUGGCGGGAUUGUCCUCAUCAACACCUCGGAAUGCCUGAUCCUUCUGGGGUCCGUGGUGGGCUGCUUCGAGGGAAUCGGACUGGUCCUCCCAAUUGAGGACGCCAUGGACCUGAAGGUGCGACACCGGCUGCCGGCCGCGCUGUGUUGGACCAUGGUCGGCAUCACUACUUUUUUCGUCAUCUUCGGAGCGGCGGGGUACCUCACCUACGAGCAAGAAGUGGCCAGUUUCAUAACGAUGGAUUUGCCGCAGGACACGGUGGCCGCAACGAUCGUGCGGGUUAUGUACAGCGUGGGCCUUAUCUUGACGUCGCCCCUUCAACUCUUCCCCGCCAUCAAGGUUCUGGAGAGACUUUUUUGGCCGGUUGUGCCGAGGGGCUCCAAGAAGGACAUGCUGGACCGGACGAGGAAGUGGCUCAAGAACUUGCUUCGCUCGGUGGUGGUGGUCUUCACCGUCCUCGUGGCGCUGGUGGCGGGCAGCCGCUUCGACAGCUUCACCGGCAUCGUGGGAGGCCUGUGCUCGGUGCCUCUAGCCCUCGUCUACCCCAUGCUGUUCCACAUGAGCCUCUUCGGCGAGCUCGACAGCCCCCGAAAGCAGGCGAUGCACUGGGUGUUGCUGGUCGGAGGCGUGUUGUCCGGGGUGGCGUCAACGGUGGUUGCCAUGAUGCUGUAGUCGUACAUAAAAGAAUAGACAGAUGGCUCCGCUGUGUGUUUGAUGGAUUUUCGGCUCAGUGAAGCAUUAAUGUGAAACGGAAUGCGGCUUUUAUAUAUCUGGGCAGAAAGCGUAUUCACGCCCGGUCCGUUCGACGUCUUUAUUUCUGACGCGAGGAGUGAAGUUAUGUGGAGUUAAAAAAACCGGGAUUUUUUUGCCUUGACACGAAAAGCACCUUGAGCAACGUAAACGAUAUGCUGUGUCGACUUGGAGCAUGUUAAGAACGGCAAGGGACUGUGUAAGGGCAUAUAUCGAGAAGAGUGAACGCGGAGUGGCGGGGCGGGGCUUUCUCGCCACGGUUGACGUUAUUUUUUCGCCGUCUUCGCCAUUUUCCAGUGAAGCCUUUCCUAAAAUUGCAACUCCGUCUUGUUCUUUGUCGUGGAGGUCAUCGGCUUGGCCUUCAAAUGUACAUGUUUUCAUAUGUUUUGUACGUGCAACGCUGGAAAAGAGUAUGUUUGUUGUCGUGACUGAUUUGUGGUAAAACGGUUUAAACGUUGAUAGACUGCUGGUCCCGAAAUUGCCGGAACGAGAGGUGACGACGGGUCGGGGUGUAGGGAGACUACGUGCGGGGAGACUGCGUUGUGUGGAAUGAAAAUGUAUUCGUUGGUGCUGAUCAAGGGGUUCCAGCCCGCUUACUCGGUUCUCGGCGAUAUUGCUGUUCACCAUUUCCUUGGAUCUAGGAGCAUAGCAUUGGUGGGAGAAGUUCGAGACAUCAUCAAGAAGACUCCCGGAUGUCAGUCCGGAAGCGGGAGAGGGGAUAGGGAGGCUUGCCAAGCAAGAAAAGUGCGGGUUGGGCGAUUUGAGCAAUCCAAUUUGUGCGGGAAAAACGUUGGGACGGGAUGGGACACAUGGGGCAGCAGUGGUGGAGGGAAAAAGGUAGAAAAAGGAUUUGAUGCAAUCAAGAGGUAGGAGAUAGCCCUAGGUGGUUCAGGAUGUAAUUCGUUGGGGAAAAACGAAGUACUAGUGGGAAGCGAGAGUGGAACCGAUCGCGCGCAUAGUGGUCGUUACGUGGGGGUCAUCACAAUUGCGCGCAGAUCGUCACAAAAAAAGUAUUCGGGGAUUUGAUCAUAGGUCGAAGCGCCCCGCUGCACCGUGGCCAC
This is a messenger RNA of Ectocarpus sp. CCAP 1310/34, 2523 nucleotides long. NCBI's taxonomy places the organism in Eukaryota, Phaeophyceae, Ectocarpales, Ectocarpaceae. The record is from the annotation of a GenBank genome assembly.